Messenger RNA from Telopea speciosissima, 865 nucleotides. RefSeq names its product NAC domain-containing protein 83-like. The transcript has 3 exons. Bases 3 to 779 code for a protein of 258 amino acids. Gene Ontology annotation, molecular function: DNA binding. Lineage: Eukaryota; Viridiplantae; Streptophyta; Magnoliopsida; Proteales; Proteaceae. Gene Ontology annotation, biological process: regulation of DNA-templated transcription. The record is from RefSeq and is a predicted model, not a curated record.
GCAUGGAGAAGCUUAAUUUUGUUAAGAAUGGAGUAAUUAAACUACCUCCAGGUUUUAGAUUCCAUCCUACUGACGAAGAGCUCGUCGUUCAUUAUCUGAAGCGCAAGGUCUUCUCUUGCCCAUUGCCCGCUUCAAUCAUCCCUGAGGUCGAUGUCUGCAAGAACGAUCCGUGGGAUUUGCCAGGUGAUUUGGAGCAAGAGAGGUACUUCUUUAGCACCAAAGAAGCCAAGUAUCCAAAUGGGAACAGAUGCAAUAGAGCAACAGGUUCCGGUUAUUGGAAAGCCACUGGAAUUGACAGGAAAAUCGUAGCUUCUAACCAUGUUGUAGGGAUUAAGAAGACCCUGGUUUUCUACAGAGGGAAGCCUCCUCAUGGGUCUAGAACCGAUUGGAUCAUGCAUGAAUAUCGACUCGCUGGCUCUGCAACUGUUCCCUGCAUUUUCCCACAAAAGAAAAACUUAACCCAGAAUUCUGCCACGCAAGUGGAAGAUUGGGUUCUCUGUCGCAUAUUUUUGAAGAGGAGGAGUACUAAAAAUGAUGAUGAGGUCUUCUCACAACCCUCGAAAGAGAACAAAGUUAGUAAUAUCGGUACGGCUCGGCCUAGUUUCAUUGAUUUCAUGAUGGUCAGAGACAAGAACGACUCAGCUCCUGCUCCUUCUUCAUCUUCUUCCUCGUGUUCAGGUUCGAGUGGAAUUACAGAAGUAUGUUCCGGUGGAUCUGAUCAUGAAGAAAGCAGCAGCUGUAACAGUUUUUCUUCAUCUUAUUGUAGGAGAGGUCCAUGAAAACUCUUUCAGUUGGUCUUGUAUCAGAAAUUGAGGAUUCACAAUCCCCACCCGGCAAUGAGAAUAAAAAUCAUAGUUAAAUUUAA